AUGGUGACGACGAGUAGGACUGCCACUGAGCACUACUAUGACGAGGAACUUGGCUGUUGGCCCAUUAUCGUCGAGCACGACGCCACGUACUGCAUCGACGUUCCCAUCUGCAGCGACUCAGUCCAAAACAUGAUGGGAGCCCGUCUAUUGACUUUUCAAAAGCGUGUGGUUAUUCCUAUGGCUCUACGUCAAGAAUUGGUGGAGUGGUACCACACCCAAUUGCCAUCGCUGACUGCCUCACGUACUCGGCCAGCUAUGGUGAAGGUGGCAAGUAAAAAUGCAAUGGAAGAUCGCGACGCAAACAGCAUUUUGGUCCAUCAGAACUUGGUACGUAUUGCUGUGUUAGCGAUUAAGCUCUCGAGUCUUGGAGAAGUGAGCGGCGAGCGGCUCGCUGGUCGCGACGUCUCCUAUCACCAGUAA
Molecule: messenger RNA, 420 nt
Organism: Phytophthora nicotianae INRA-310
Lineage: Eukaryota; Oomycota; Peronosporomycetes; Peronosporales; Peronosporaceae
Exons: 3
Coding region: 1-420 (139 amino acids)
Source: RefSeq, a predicted model, not a curated record